AUGCCGCUCUCUCAGCUUUCAGAUAUACGUACCAAGAAGGACUUGCUUUCCUUCAGAGUUACAUCAGCAAAUGACAAUGUUUUUCGUCUGAGAGCUUCUAACAAUGCUGAGAGGAAGAAAUGGGUUCACGCAAUCACUGACAUUAAGACGAAAUUGUACAAAAGAAUGUUCACGGGAUUUUAUAACACAAAUGAAAGAGUGCAAAUACAUGCAGAUGAAGAAAAUGACGACAAUGGUAGCGAUUGUGUUUUUACACAAUUACAAGAAACAGUAAGCAAAGAUGAUGGUAUUGCUGCAACAGAAACAGACAUCACAUCAUUUUUUAAAACUGCAAAAAAGCAAUUUCUUGCCGUAGCAGCAAUUGACUUUGGAACUACGUAUUCUGGAUGUGCAUUUUCAACUGUUCAAGAUUUUAAAGCUGACCCGUUGAAAAUAACUACAAUCGAACUAGACGAUGAAAAUGUUGUCUCAUACAAAACUCCUACAGUCUUACUUUUGAACCCCGAGGGACACUUUCAUUCAUUUGGAUCAAAGGCAGCUGAUCAUUAUUUAACUUUAGCAGAAACAGAAGAAGCUGUUAAAUGGUAUUAUUUUGAUCGCUUCAAAAUGCAACUUUAUAGGAAAGGGGAGCUGACAAACAACAUGGAAAUAAAAGAAAUUGGUGGUAAAAAAAUGAAAGCCAUGCUAGUUUUUGCAUUCUGCAUUGAACACAUCAAAGACAUGGUAUUAGAUAGAUUGAGCAAGGCAAUAGAUAGACUUGAUGAAGAUGAUGUCCACUGGGUAGUGACAGUCCCGGCAAUCUGGAAUGAUCCAGCUAGACAAUUUAUGAUUGAAGCGUCUGCAAAGGCAGGCAUAGGAAAAGAUAAUUUGACAUUGGCGUUGGAACCAGAAGGGGCUGCUAUUUGCUGCAAAUAUAUUGCGAUGGAUAAAAUGAAAAGUGGUGAUGCGACUGAACUAAAAGCUUUUGAUGAAAAUUCACGAUUUAUGGUUGUUGAUUUAGGAGGGGGAACAAUUGACAUCACUGUGUCAGAAGUUUUAUCGACCGGACAACUUAGAGAAAUCUACAACGCUACAGGAGGUCCUUGGGGUGGAAAUUAUAUCAAUGACCAGAUAAUUAAAACCCUAAUAGAAGUUAUUGGGUGGAGUGUGAUGGGAAUGUUUAAAUCAGAAGAUUUUGACGAUUACCUCCAAUUGUUGAAAAAUGUGGAGGAGAAAAAACGUAGUAUAAAGUACGACUGCGAGUUAUCAUUAACGAUAACAAAAGAUCUCCAAAAUAAAAUUGAGAUUCCCGAGACAUACAAAAAAGAUGUACGAAAGGAUAGAAAGCGCAUUAAGUUAUCAUCCACAUUGAUGAAGAAAAUUUUUGCAUCGUCAGUCGAUUCAAUGAUGAAACAUGUUGAUCGGCUUCUUGAGAAAGAUGAAACAAAAUUGGUGUCAUCUAUAUUGUUGGUAGGUGGAUAUGCAGCCUGUGACUUUGUCCAACGCGCAUUCCGCGAGAAGUUCGAGAAGAGGUACAGGAUAAUAUUUCCAUUGAGUUCAGAUAUGAUUGUCUUAAAAGGCGCUGUUAUAUCAGGUCAUCUCGUCGAAGCAAUCGUGGGCAGGAUGGCAAAAUAUCAUUACGGUCUAGGUCUUAUCACAGAAGCAGUCUCUGGGCGUGUUCUAUCAGUUGGAGAAAGUAACGGAAAAAAACAGUUUUUCUCAUUAAUCAAAAAAGGUCAAAAGAUUAAUGUCGGAGAUGUGGUAACCGAAUACAAAGUCGUCUUAAACGCUACAACGCAAUGGGCAAAUCUUGAAGUCUACACAACUGAAGACGAUACACCAAAACCAGUUAUUGAUGAGAAGUAUUUUACCAAAGUCGGAAACAUCAAUGUUAGACUUCCACAAUUCAAAAAAAAAAGCACUCUCGCCCUCACCAUAUCGUAUGAUGAAACCGAAUUCAAGGUUGUAGCCAGAGAUGAAAGUACAGGUUGCUGCUUUGUUGGUAAUUGUCAGUUUUUAGAGAAAGAAAUCAAGCCAUAUCUGGCUAGUACAAAAAUUUAAACAGACUUUACAAAACGUGAAAGAAUAACCUUUUAUGGCUUUGUUAUUAUUGUGUCAAAAUGCUUAGAAAUAGAUGUCCAAUCAAUACAUAGAUUGUGUAGUACGUGUGUAUAUUAAUAUUAAAC
Molecule: messenger RNA, 2165 nt
Organism: Mytilus trossulus (common blue mussel)
Lineage: Eukaryota; Metazoa; Mollusca; Bivalvia; Mytilida; Mytilidae
Product: heat shock 70 kDa protein 12A-like
Exons: 8
Coding region: 1-2040 (679 amino acids)
Molecular function (GO): ATP-dependent protein folding chaperone; ATP binding
Source: RefSeq, a predicted model, not a curated record